Molecule: messenger RNA, 1407 nt
Organism: Pediculus humanus corporis (human body louse)
Lineage: Eukaryota; Metazoa; Arthropoda; Insecta; Psocodea; Pediculidae
Product: slit protein, putative
Exons: 9
Coding region: 1-1407 (468 amino acids)
Molecular function (GO): protein binding
Source: RefSeq, a predicted model, not a curated record
AUGGUGAAGGAGCGGAGGAUGUCUCUCUAUUUAUUAUGGGGGGGGGCAAUUUUCCUCCUGCUCGGAGGAGAGGUUUCAUCUCAACAGGUGACCCAGAAUUGUCCAUCCCACGGGGAAAUAUUACCAUGUAAAUGCACAGUAAAAAAAAUGGGUUUGGACAUAUUGUGCGAAUAUACGGAUCCGAGUCAUAUAGCAAAAGCCAUGGGAGCAUUAAAAGGAAAACCCUCGUCUAUGGUUAUUUAUUAUUUAAAACUACGUCACAACAUGAUGCCUAAACUUCAAGGUUUUAUAUUUUUAGGAUUGGAAAUAAGUCAUUUGACCAUACACAACAGCAGUUUGGCAGUCGUUGAAGAAACUUCAUUGAGUUCGAUAGGAAACGGUUUGACGCAAUUAGAUUUGAGUGCAAAUAGUUUGAGCGUCGUACCAUCGGUCGCCCUGAAAAACCUCCAUCAUCUUUUGAUACUUAAUUUAAAUCAUAAUAAGAUUUCGAUUUUGCAUAAUAAAGCAUUCGAGGGUAUGGAUACGUUGGAAAUAUUAACCAUUUACGAAAAUAAAAUAAGCGUUAUUGAAGCAGACGCUUUUAAGGGCCUGGAAAAAAAAUUAAAACGAUUGAACCUUGGUAAAAAUGAAUUGACGUCAGUUCCGACACACGCACUUUUUUACAUGGACAAUUUAAAAAAGUUGGAAAUGCAAGAGAAUAAAAUAUCGGAAAUAACGGAAGAAGAUUUCAAGGGUUUACAUUCAUUGGACGGUUUAGUUUUGGCACAUAACAGGAUCAAAGAAGUCGGACCGCACGUUUUUCGUCAUUUGGGAUUGUUAACAUCAUUGGAACUCGAAGGAAAUUCGAUUUUUUACUUAGAUCCAAAUGCUUUCGUCGGCCUUGAAGAAAAUUUACAAUAUUUAAGACUCGGAGAUAAUAAUUUGCACACAAUACCGAGCGACACAUUGAAAAGAUUACACAGAUUAAGAACAUUGGAUUUGAGAGCGAAUAAUAUAAGUUACAUAGGAGAAGAUGCAUUUUUGGGUUACGGUGACGCCAUUACUUUUUUAAAUCUUCAAAAGAACAUGAUCAAAACGUUACCAGCGAUGGCUUUCGAUAAUCUCAAUUCAUUGGAAACGUUAAAUCUUCAAAAUAACAAAUUAACACACAUACCGGAAGAAAUAAUGGAACCGAUUGUCGACACUCUGAGAGUUGUUGAUAUAAUGGAUAAUCCGCUUAUUUGCGAUUGCGAAUUGAGUUGGUAUAAGGAAUGGUUGAAAAAUUUAAGAGGAAAAGAUGACGAAACGAUGCAUAAGAAAAGAAUUGUUUGCACAAUGGUGUCCGAACAUAGGGAAUACAACGUGCAGAAUUUACCCGUUGAUAAAAUGAAUUGCGUGGGUAAAAAUUUGGAAAAAAACACGAAAUAA